AUGCCUGAGGUGUGGAUUGAGGAGAUAGUGACUCGUAUCCAGGAUGAGACUGAGGGCGUUCCCAUCAGAACUGUCAAGAGCUUCCUGACCAAGAUACCCAGCGUCGUCACAGGUGCAGACAUAAUACAGUGGCUGAUGAAGAACCUGGCCAUUGAAGAUCCAGCUGAGGCCAUCCACAUCGGGAGUCUGAUUGCUGCUCAGGGAUAUCUCUUCCCCAUCUCUGAUCACGUUCUGUCACUCAAAGACGAUGGAACCUUCUAUCGCUUCCAGGCUCCAUAUUUCUGGCCUUCUAACUGCUGGGAGCCAGAGAACACAGACUAUGCUAUCUAUCUGUGCAAGAGGACCAUGCAGAACAAGACUCGUCUGGAGCUGGCUGAUUAUGAGGCGGAGAGCCUAGCCAGACUGCAGAGAGCCUUCACUAGGAAGUGGGAGUUUGUCUUCAUGCAGGCCGAGGCUCAGGUCAAGAUCGACACGAAAAAGGAUAGAAUUGAGAGGAAGAUUCUAGACAGUCAAGAAAGAGCUUUCUGGGAUGUCCACAGGCCUGUGCCAGGUUGUGUGAACGUCACAGAGAUGGACAUCAGGAAAUGCAGACGUAUGAAGAACCCACAGAGAGUCAAGAAGUCAGUGUAUGGACUGAUAGAGGAGGGUCGGUCACAGAGCCCGGUACACAGACCCUCACAACUAGCCAGGAAAGGCACCAAAGAGGACGUGGAGAAAGAGAUUGUGUUUCUUAACAGCCAGUUGGACCGACACUGUAUAAAGGUUUCAAAAGUCGCUGAGAGUCUGAUGACCUACACUGAGCAGUACCAGGAGUAUGACCCGUUUGUGAUGUCACCAGAACCCUCCAACCCCUGGACCAGUGACGACCUCUCAUUCUGGGACCUGGAGGCCAGUAAGGACCCCAGUCAACAGAGAGUGAGGAAGUGGGGUUUUUCUCUAGAAGAAGCUCUGAAGGAUCCGGCAGGUCGCGACCAGUUCCUCAAGUUCCUGGAAUCAGAGUUCAGCUCAGAGAACCUACAGUUUUGGUUGGCUGUCCAAGAUCUGAAGAGGCAGCCUCUGGAGAACGUGGCAGAACGGGCUCGGGAGAUCUGGACAGAGUUUCUGGCAGAAGGCGCUACCAGCUCCAUCAACCUGGACUCGCACAGCUACGAACGCACCAGCGUCAACCUUAAAGACCCGGGACGAUACAGCUACGAAGACGCUCAGGACCACAUCUAUAAGCUGAUGAAGAGUGACAGCUACACACGGUACCUCCGCUCCAACGCUUACCAGAACCUUCUGAUGGCCAGGAAGAAGCCUGAGACGGAGCAGCAGCAGGGAAGACGCACCUCUCUGGAGAAGUUCACACGCAGCGUGGGCAAGUCACUGACGGGCAAACGGCUGACGGGCCUGAUGUCCUGAACCAGGCCUGGGGCUAGAGUAAGACAGCCAUGCCCACUGGAGCUGAUCCACUGUGGGGAGAGUGGUGUUGAGGCUUAGAGGCCUUACUGGGGCCUGGACACAACGUCGCCCACAUAACUGACUCCAGAUCAGUUUCCUGAGCUCCAGCGGAGGACAGACAUCAUGCAAUAAGUCACUUAGAUCUGACACUGGGCGAGUGGCUGCGUCUCAAGUGGCACCAUGUCGUCUUAUAUAGUGCACUAUUUCUGACUCGAGCCCAUGUGAUUUGUGUAAUCCAUACAAGAAAGUGUACACUUUGGAGACUGGCAACAUCCUAGCCUGGGCAUUAGUCUAAAGUAGUGGAGACUGGCAACAUCCUAGCCUGGGCCUUAGUCUAAAGCAGUGUACUAUGAAGACAAUAAGGUGCGAUUUGGGACGCAGACACUGUAGUUUAUCAACAUAACUCUGCCUGCUCUCUCUGGCUCUCUCUCUCUGGCUCUCUGUCUCUCUCUCUCUCUCCCUGUCUCUCUCUCCCUGCCUCUCUCUCUCCCUCUGUCUCUCUGUCUGUCUCUCUCUCUCUGUCUCUCUCUCUCUCCCUCUCUGGCUCUCUCUCUGUCUCUCUCCCUCUCCCUUCUGGCUCUCUCCCUCCCUCUCUGGCUCUGUCUCUCUCUCUGGCUCACUUUGGCUCUCUCUCUCUCUCUGGCUCUCUCUCUGGCUCUCUCCCUCUCUGUCUCUCUCUCUAUCUGGCUCUCUCCCUCUCUGGCUCACUUUGGCUCUCUCUCUCUGGCUCUCUCCCUCUCUGUCUCUCUGGCUCUCUCCCUCUCUGUCUCUCUCUCUCUCUGUCUCUGGCUCACUUUGGCUCUCUCUCUCUGGCUCUCUCUCUCUCUGUCUCUCUGGUUCCUUUAAUAGAUUCUAUAACCAAACGGAACGUCAGACUUCUACUUUAUCUCAGCUCAUGUUACUACUGUAUAAAACCUUUAUUAUAUAAACAUAAAAAUGGUUAAAUGAUGUUUAUAAUGGAUUUAGAAUAAGCACCUUAUUUUCAUUCGCCACUCUGAAGUAGACCAGUAUAUGGAAAGGGGAACAUUACGGUCUGUUCUGCUCUUUCUACUGAGUUUUUCAGCCUUGAUUUGAUUUUAGUUACUUAAAAAAUAAAAAAAUAAAAAAAAAGAGUUUGAAUGACACACCCUAAUUAACAAAAUAAAAUAAAAAUCCCCAUUCCAAAAUGUUGUUUG
Molecule: messenger RNA, 2615 nt
Organism: Oncorhynchus keta (chum salmon)
Lineage: Eukaryota; Metazoa; Chordata; Actinopteri; Salmoniformes; Salmonidae
Gene: rgs6
Product: regulator of G protein signaling 6
Exons: 17
Coding region: 1-1401 (466 amino acids)
Biological process (GO): intracellular signal transduction; G protein-coupled receptor signaling pathway; regulation of G protein-coupled receptor signaling pathway
Source: RefSeq, a predicted model, not a curated record